Messenger RNA from Trichoderma asperellum CBS 433.97, 298 nucleotides. Lineage: Eukaryota; Fungi; Ascomycota; Sordariomycetes; Hypocreales; Hypocreaceae. The record is from RefSeq and is a predicted model, not a curated record.
CUGCUUUUUAACAUUGAGGGCGAGCAUCAGUGAAUGACGGCGCAAAGGGCAGGGCGAAAGGUCGGCUGGCUGCACUAUGUAAUGUAUUUGCCAAGGGAUCAAUGAGAUAUCUCGUGAUGCUGGCAACUACUACAGAUACCUGGACUAUUUCUCUCUUCUCUCUUCUUUUAUUUUCCUUUUUUUUUGUAACUGCUCGGUUUUAUUGUUUUUGUCGUUUUAUCUUUUUUUUUUUUUUUGGCAGUCUAGAGAUGGGAUACUUGCUGUGACUGGGACUGAAUUUAAGGGUGGACGAAAGAGG